ACUUCAUAUCUUCUCACUCUACUCUUUUUACAUCUUUGAUUCUCUUCUAUCCUUCAUCUUCUUUUUUCUAAUGUGUUUCAAAGAGACUAUUAUCUCUCCACUGUUUUCUUUAUGUUCUGUCUGAAACCAAACCAAGGCAAAACAAAACCACAGAAUCAAAUCCUCUUUCUCAGAUAUUCGGAGAAAACUAAUCCAUUCAUGAAGCAACCAGCUUUAAGAUUUGCCUCCACUUUUUCACCCUUUCUCGCACUCUACUGUCUUCUCACGCUAUCGCAUGUAGCUCUAGGAUCCCAUCAAUGGCAAUCACCAAUCAAAACAGUCGUCGUUUUGGUUAUGGAGAAUCGAUCCUUCGAUCACCUCCUAGGCUGGAUGAAGAAAUCGGUUAACCCUUCCAUAAACGGUGUAACGGGUCAAGAAUGUAACCCGGUUCCGAAUUCUACACAAACCAUAUGUUUCACGAGCGACGCUGAGUUUGUGGAUCCUCAUCCGGGUCAUUCGUUCGCAGCUGUGGAGCAACAGGUAUUCGGGUCGGGUCAGGUCCCGUCCAUGAUGGGUUUCGUCGAGCAAGCGCUUUCGAUGCCGGGAAAUUUGUCGGAAACUGUCAUGAAAGGCUUCCGGCCUGAAGCUGUACCGGUUUAUGCUGAGCUGGUUAAAGAAUUCGCUGUGUUCGACCGGUGGUUUUCUUCUAUACCUGGUCCGACUCAACCGAACCGGUUGUUUGUCUAUUCGGCUACCUCACAUGGUUCAACAAGCCAUGUCAAGCAACAGCUUGCUCAAGGGUUUCCACAAGAAACAAUAUUCGAUUCACUCCACAGCGACGACGUCGAUUUCGGAAUAUACUUCCAGAAUAUUCCGACCACAUUAUUCUACCGUAAUCUCCGACAGCUAAAAUACAUAUUUAAAUUGCAUCAGUAUGAUCUGAAAUUCAAGAAAGACGCAGCAAAAGGAAACUUACCGAGCUUAACCGUCAUUGAACCGAGGUAUUUUGACCUCAAGGGCUUACCGGCCAAUGACGAUCACCCAUCUCACGACGUAGCUAACGGCCAAAAGAUGGUUAAAGAAGUGUACGAGACACUUAGGUCGAGUCCACAGUGGAACGAGACACUCCUAGUCAUAGCCUAUGAUGAGCAUGGUGGGUUUUAUGACCAUGUGAAGACUCCUUACGUCGGUAUACCGAACCCGGAUGGGAAUACCGGCCCGGCCCCUGGUUUCUUUAAAUUUGACCGGUUAGGUGUUCGGGUUCCUACAAUUAUGGUGUCACCUUGGAUUCAGAAAGGAACUGUGGUGAGUGAGGCAAAAGGGCCAACAGAGAGCUCAGAGUUCGAGCAUUCAUCAAUACCAGCGACCAUCAAGAAACUCUUCAAUCUCUCUUCCAAUUACUUGACACAUAGAGAUGCUUGGGCUGCUACUUUCGAAGACGUGGUUUCUCACUUAACCUCUCCUCGAACCGAUUGUCCCAUGACUCUACCUGCCGUUUCACUCAUGAGAGCCACAGAUCCUAAAGAAGACGCAGCCCUAUCUGAGUUUCAGAGUGAAAUGGUUCAGCUUGCAGCGGUUCUCAAUGGCGAUCACUUCCUCAGUAGCUUCCCGGAUGAAGUUGGGAAGAAGAUGACUGUGAAACAAGCUCAUGAGUAUGUCAAAGGAGCUACUUCUCGGUUCAUUAGAGCUAGCAAAGAAGCAGUGAAGCUUGGUGCCGAUAAAUCUGCCAUUGUCGAUAUGCGAUCUUCGCUCACUACUAGGCUACGGAACCUGUGACUGACGAACAAAAUGAUAACAAACCUUGUGAAAAUUUGUAGGUUUCUUUUUGUUUUCCUUGCACUCUUCUUCCUCUCGUUUGAUCUGAAAAUGUGUGAUUUGAUGUUUGAAAACUGAAAUUAAGAAACAACGAAGCAGUUAAAGUUCGUUGUUAGUAUCAAUACGUACGUGCUUAUCAAUUGAUAGUUUGAUGUCUUGGAACUCAAUUUUAAGAAAUGUUGCGCAUAUACUUUUUGGGUAACUUUUUGAUAAAUUCCCUUUCACGGAAUAACCCGAUUAUGAGAGUCAGCAAUGCAUAGCUGCAAACAUUAUAAAGAAAUGUAUUCAUAUGUUAAAGUUAGGUUUAUUUGAAUGAGAACUGCUUGUAGUAAUUUUGUUACGUAAAGUUCACAUAAUGGAUAUUGCAGAUUUGUAGAGUAGUCCGAAUAAGAUUAGAAACCUUGAGACAAUUGCCGAAAUGAGUGAACUCAAACUAAAUUAUGAGCGCACCAAGCCGAACUAAUAUAGAUUCGAGUUUAGGUUCGGUUUUGAGUGCAGGUUUGGGUAUAUGGACAUGGUCCUAUAACAUGUCUUUUAUUUUGGUUUUGUUUUAAUAUAUGAUCAAAUAUUGAAUUAAAAGCCAAAGUAUUAUAGUUUCUUGUUCAGACUGAAAAUUGAUGAGAAA
Molecule: messenger RNA, 2419 nt
Organism: Brassica oleracea var. oleracea
Lineage: Eukaryota; Viridiplantae; Streptophyta; Magnoliopsida; Brassicales; Brassicaceae
Product: non-specific phospholipase C6-like
Exons: 3
Coding region: 112-1755 (547 amino acids)
Biological process (GO): phospholipid catabolic process
Molecular function (GO): hydrolase activity, acting on ester bonds
Source: RefSeq, a predicted model, not a curated record